AUGUCAAACUUUGACUUAUCUUUACUCGACCCUCCGCACUUGCCUUUGCCUGAGGCUCAGGCGCCUGUCGAGGCUGCACCGGCGCAGGAAAUUCCUGAGCCUGUGCCUGUCGUUGAAUCUGAGGAUGACCGUGUACUCCACAUCUGGAACGCGCUGUUGCCGUCGGUCUGGAGGACAUUGAGUCGUGGCUCCGCCAAUGUGCACGUCUGCAUGCGCAACACGCUGAAGGCUGAGACAUUGCUCCCCAUCAGAGAUGAGGAGAAGGAGGACUUGAGGGAUUUGAAUAAGUGGGUAGCAGUGGCGCGGAAGACGGUAAGCGGGUGGAAAGAAGUGGUGGAGGUGAUCAUGGCAGAAGCAUGUGCAGCUCACACAGAUAAGGAGAAAGGGGAGGGAAAGGAGAGGGAGGAGAACCCAGACAUGAGUAAGCCUAAGGCUGGCAGGCGUAUGUCGACCAGCCCCAAGACGCUCGACCCUCCUUGCGAGAACUGCGUCCAGUGCGGCGUAAAAUGCUUGCAGGGCAAGAACGCACGCUGUGGUCCUUGUGAGUGCUCGCACAGAGCGUGCAACUUUGCUACCAAAUGCAAGGCACCUGAGGCUGCUGGGCCUGCGCACAAAGUAUGUUGCAUGGCCGAAGAACGUGCGCCGAUGGUAGAGCUGACCACGGCCGAUGACGCCGACGACUCUGGCGAGUCUAAGGUUGAGGUCGUGGAGGUGCCGAAGAAAGCAUGUCCUGUGCCCAGGCCGGUGAAGCCAUUGCCUGAGCGCCCUGUCGCUGGGCCUUUGAGGGUUUGCGUGGAUGAUUUGGAGCUCGAGUGCCUGAGCGCUGACAACGAGCGUCUUUGGGUGGAGGUCGACAGGUUGCACACCUCACAGGAGGACUACGACCAUUUCGUGUGGAACCUCAACUACCAGGCCCGCAAACACCAGCAAGAGCUCAUCGCGAUGAGCAAUUGUCUCUACUUAUUUUUGGAUGAAUGGAGGGUGAUGGGGCAGGAGAUGGAUGACUUCAUUGUGGGGCAGGAGCAGGCGCGGAAGUAG
This is a messenger RNA of Suillus bovinus, 1038 nucleotides long. RefSeq lists its product as uncharacterized. NCBI's taxonomy places the organism in Eukaryota, Fungi, Basidiomycota, Agaricomycetes, Boletales, Suillaceae. The record is from RefSeq and is a predicted model, not a curated record. The transcript is spliced from 4 exons. Bases 1 to 1038 code for a protein of 345 amino acids.